CCCCGUAACGUUCGUUUCUCACAUUCUUUACUACUGAUCGUCCUACAGUGGUUGUUUCUCUUUAAACCGGAGUCCUUUCGGCCUGGUGGAAACGGGGUUUUUCCUUGAUUUCCUGUCCCCGAGGUUCAGAGAUUCGCUUUGAGAAAUGCCCCUACGGGUUGGUUAUCGGAGCCAGGCGCGAGCAGCGGACCGACUCCUAGUAGGGCUUCAGAGCCAGCAGGCCUUGUCUCCAUGGCAACUGCAGCAAGCCGGCGGCGCUGGCGGCGGCGGCGGCGGGAAAGCGCUCGUGCUCCGCCGGUGGCAGCACGCGGGGAAAGGGGACGGGGAGCCCAGCUUUCUGGGCAUGGUCGAGAUAUUCUGCGAGCGGGCGGCGCGCGUGGUGGAGAAAGAGCUGGUGGCGCGGCUGCGCACGCCCAAGGACGAGAACGAGCGGCAGCAGCGGGUCCGCGGGAUCCUCGACACCAUCCGGAGCUGCGGCCACGUCCUGGAAGUGGCCUUCCCCAUUCGAAGGGAUAGCGGCAGCUGGGAAGUGAUCAAGGGCUGCCGGGCUCAGCACAGUCAGCACCGCUUGCCUUGCAAAGGGGGGAUUCGUUAUAGCCAGUCAGUUAGUGUUGAUGAAGUAAAAGCCUUAGCAGCCUUGAUGACAUACAAAUGUGCAGUGGUGGAUGUUCCUUUUGGUGGGGCCAAGGCUGGUGUGGCUAUUGAUCCAAGGAAGUAUUCAGAGAAUGAACUGGAGAAAAUAACAAGACAGUUCACGAUAGAAAUGGCCAAGAAGGGAUUUAUCGGUCCUGGGAUUGAUGUAGCAGCUCCUGACAUGAGUACAGGAGAAAGAGAGAUGUCCUGGAUUGCUGAUACCUACACCAACACUCUUGGAUACAGGGAUAUCAAUUCACAUGCUUGUGUGACAGGAAAGCCCAUCAGUCAGGGUGGAAUCCAUGGACGAAUCUCAGCCACCGGCCGUGGCAUUUUACAUGGAAUUGAAAACUACAUCAACAGUACAAAGUAUAUGGAUCUUAUUGGCCUCAAAACAGGCUUCUCUGGCAAAACUUUUGUAUUACAGGGCUUUGGAAAUGUGGGUCUGCAUUCUAUGCGAUACCUGCACCGGUAUGGAGCACGCUGUAUAUGCGUUGGAGAGCUGGAUGGUGCUAUCUUUAAUGCUGAUGGGAUUGACCCUCAAGAGCUACAAGACUAUAAGCAGGAGCAUGGUACAAUAGUUGGCUUUCCCAAUGCUAAGAAGCUUGAAGGCAGUGCCCUUGAGGUCCCUUGUGAUAUUCUCAUCCCAGCUGCUAUGGAGAAACAAAUCACCAAGGCGAAUGCUCAUCGUGUCCAAGCAAAGAUUAUUGCUGAGGGUGCCAAUGGCCCUACAACCCCGGAAGCCCAUGACAUCUUCCUUCAGAGAAACAUCCUUGUCCUCCCGGAUUUGUACAUAAAUGCAGGUGGUGUGACAGUAUCCUUCUUUGAGUGGUUGAAGAAUCUGAAUCAUGUCAGCUAUGGACGCCUCACCUUCAAAUAUGAACGUGACUCUAACUACCACCUGCUGAUGUCAGUACAGCAGAGCCUGGAGAGGAAGUUUGGGAAGACCAGUGGGGAAAUUCCUAUUGUGCCCACACCAGAAUUCCAGGCCAGGGUGGCGGGUGCUUCUGAGAAAGAUAUUGUGCACUCAGGAUUAGCUUUCACCAUGGAACGUUCAGCCAGGCAAAUCAUGGGCACAGCCACAAGGUAUAACCUAGGCUUGGAUCAAAGAACUGCUGCCUACGUGUGUGCCAUUGAAAAGGUCUUUAAGGUUUACAGUGAAUCAAGUUUCACUUACUGAGGCUAAAUGUCUGUUGGUCAUCUAUCAUCUAAAGAGAAAAAUGUGUGGAUUGCAAUAGAAGAAGAAGGAAAACACGGCCAAAAAGCGAUCCUGAGCUUUCGCUAUAGAGUUCUGGAUGCUUUUCGUUUCACUCCCUCUCCUGCUUUCCAGUGCCUCUGAUCCACAGUUGUAAUUGUUUGAGUUUUUUUAGCAGUUCUUUUUUUAGGCCUGCAGAUGGUGCCAGCAGCCCAGAGAUGGUGCUCCUUUGGGGAUUUCCAAAGUGCUUCUGUUGAAAUCAAUAAGCAUGUAUUGGAGUUUUGUUCCUUUUCCCAUGUGGCUCUGCUUUACUGUUUACUUGAUAAGCUCUUGUUUCCAGGUUACAUCCAUGUCACAGGCAUCACAAUUUUUGUUCCAAAUCUUUGACUAGACUUGUAGCGAUAAUGACUUUCUAUCUGUUUGGCGACAUUUUCUGCAAACGCAGACUACCACUACAAGUAAAUCUGCUUUUUGUUCCAGACUUUGUUCCACAUAU
Messenger RNA from Pogona vitticeps (central bearded dragon), 2324 nucleotides. Its product is annotated as glutamate dehydrogenase, mitochondrial. Gene Ontology annotation, cellular component: mitochondrion. Lineage: Eukaryota; Metazoa; Chordata; Lepidosauria; Squamata; Agamidae. Gene Ontology annotation, biological process: L-glutamate catabolic process. The record is from RefSeq and is a predicted model, not a curated record. Gene Ontology annotation, molecular function: L-glutamate dehydrogenase (NAD+) activity.